Protopolystoma xenopodis is the source of this 439-nucleotide messenger RNA. Lineage: Eukaryota; Metazoa; Platyhelminthes; Monogenea; Polystomatidea; Polystomatidae. The record is from the annotation of a GenBank genome assembly.
UCAAAAUUGUGUUUUCUCCUGUUGCCUGGCCUACCCUGAGUGCACGAUGUCACACCAGGGAGCCUCGUUGCAAAAUUAUAAUAAUGAACUUGUGAAAUGUAAAUUAUAUUUUUUUUACUUCGUAGGCUUUGAAGACCUAUGCAAGCGAAGAGAAGAGUUACAAAAACAGAUACAAGCAGAUGAAACAGAGAGAUCUAAGCUUCAACGCGAAAUAAAUCUUUUGCAAGAAAAAUUGUCAUGUAUAAACGAUUCAUUACAAAAAAAAUUGGCCACCAGAAAUGAAUAUGAUAGGACUAUGGCCGAAUCAGAGGCUGCUUAUAUGCAGAUUUUGGAAAGUUCCCAGGCCCUAUUAACUGUAUUAAAACGCGAAGGGCAAAAUAUAAUGCAAAGGGCUGCAGCAAAAAAUAUGAUGCUGCCUGGCGACUAUCGAAAGAUGUGA